Molecule: messenger RNA, 1068 nt
Organism: Aspergillus saccharolyticus JOP 1030-1
Lineage: Eukaryota; Fungi; Ascomycota; Eurotiomycetes; Eurotiales; Aspergillaceae
Exons: 1
Coding region: 288-605 (105 amino acids)
Source: RefSeq, a predicted model, not a curated record
GACUUUUUGAGUACUCCGUGACAAAACGAGGGCGCGCGCCCUGCAAAUUAACUUCGUUAUGACAUCAUGCUUGCCACAGAGCCGCAGUAUAAGAAUCUCCCCGCAAACCACUGCACCCACACUCCACAACAUUCUCCUGAACCCUUUUUUUUAAUCUACCUAGCGCAAGCGCAAGCAUUGACAGUUCACUCGAUUGAAGAUAGUACCUCUUUCCCACUCCAAGAGGACCCUCCACAAUCUCGCAAUCCCUACCCGUUUAAUCCAGCGAUUUACACCGCAUCGCCAAAAUGUCCUACAACUCCUCCUCCACCUCCUACUUCGAGUCCUCUUCCUCGCACUCCUCCUCGACCACUUCCAACGACCAGAACCAACCGCCCCAAACCCACGAAUCCGGAUACCGAUCCGCCUUUGCCUCGCACACCGACCCGGAAGGUAACACCACCGUCCGCACGGGCCAUCAGAACCUAGGCGAGGAGCCCGUCCUCAAAGAGAAGCGCUUCAGUACUUCGGGCCGGGAGCGCGAGAUGAUGUUGGCGGCUGGUACCCCGAUGGGCGGCGUCAGUCGCCUCCAGGAUCUGAACGAGUCGACGGGGGAUACCUAUUAGGUGUUUAUUCCACCGUCAAGCCAUGCCAAACAUGUUCCUGGGGGAUGUAUCUAUGAGGUGGUGGUAAUACUUGGUCUAAUGUAACGUGGAAGAAUGCCUUGGUCGGCACUACUGGUAGUGACUGAUCUAAACUUGAUGAAUAUACGAUUUUCUAUGGCUGGGAAUUAUCGACACUGGGUGUUCUUGUUUCACGUCAGUUUCAGGUUGCAAUUCUUUUAUUUGUCGGUAGUAAUCUUGAUGAGAUAGAGGUAGAUAUCUGUCUGUCUCUCAAUUCAUUGAAGUGCCGACUGCAUCUUAUGCUUUGAAUACAUGACUUUCCUUUGCAUUGCUAUUGACUUCUCUCCUGCAGACAUGGGCACUUGAGACAAUCUGCGUCCUGGCUAGUGGUAGGUUGUCUUCUAGGACCACUCACUCAUCUGAUAACCUAUGAGCAGUAUAUAUACACUUUAGCUUUAUCACUUAA